AUGUCCUUGUCCACUUCAAACGACAUCAAUCUGACAAUAUCUUCCAACAGGGCUCGAAGGAGUCAAUCGCAAAACCAGCCCAAUGGCGACACGCCAAGGCCAACCCGUAACAUCACUGGACCCCAAUCUGCGCUGACAGAUUUUCUUGCUAGUCACAACAUCUCAGCUCGACAAAUCCGUGAUGAUGCAGAGCUGCGACGCCAGCAGGCAGCUGCACAAGCUCGCGAAAAUGGAGAAGAAGUAGCUGAAGAGGUUGAGGUCGUUGUAGCCGAGUCAAGUGCCGCUGGAAGUAGACGGCGAUCUGGUCGUAAUGAGACCGAUGCUGAAAAGUUAAAGCGCAAGAAAGACGAGGAAAAGGCUAUUGAGAAGAUCAAGUCGAGCAAGGCCUUCAAAAAGCGCAAGAAGCAUGCAAUCGACUCUGACGAUGACGACGAAAUUGCCCGCGCCAUCUUCGAGUCACGCCACGCGCCGCUUCCUGGGCAGAUGGAAAAUUGUGCCAUCUGCGAAAAAAGAUUUACCGUCACUCCGUACUCCGUUGCAGGGCCAAAUGGCGGCCUACUCUGUGCACCAUGUGGGCGUGAGAUGGCGAAAGAGCGCCAAGGUGCCCAGCCAAAGAAGAAGCCAAGGAAACAAGCUGGUGGAGUUGGAUCUCGGCGCAGCAUUCAAAGUCGAAUUCUUGACGGCGAUGUUGGCACAAAGAGUCUUGCCACCCUAUGUGUGCAGACUCUGGCUAAGAAUGUCGACAUGGCCGACAGCUUAGGAGAUUUGCCAGAGCACUUAAUCGACAAAAUUGCCAGAAUAUUCUCCAAGAGACGGCUGUUACGUCCUGAAACGCUGCCUCUGUUUGCACAACCCACUACGGAGACGAUUCAAAUUUAUGAUGGGGCACGACUUGGUGAUCAGGACUACAAGAGCAUAUUCCAGGUCGCCCCUAAUCUGCGCCGAUUUAAGGCACGCUCCGCCAUCCAGUUUAAAGACGAGGUCAUGGACUAUCUCCUGUCCCGUGACGUUGCCCUGGAAAGCUUUUAUCUUCAUGGAGCCAACCUGCUCAGUGAGGAGAAGUGGCAUGAGUUUUUCACCGCCAAAGGUCAAACCUUGAAAGGAGUUCAGGUUUACUACACGGACAAGCAUUUCGGUGACGAUUCCAUUGCCAUGAUGGCUACACACUGCCCACACCUACAACGCUUAAAGAUCGAAAACAACCAAAAAGUCACGGACAAGGGUGUCGCAGCCAUUGGUGACAUUUCAUCCUUGGAACACGUCGGAUUGCAGCUUCAAAACAGCCCCUCAUCAUCAGCUAUCAACCAAGCGGUUUCCAAAAUCGGUCACAACCUCAAGACGCUCUCACUCAAGAUCGUCCCGGAGGCUGAUGACAGCGUUCUACAAACUAUUCACGAUCACUGCCAUUCUUUGACCAAGCUCCGCAUUACGGAUAGCGAGACUAUGACCGAUAAAGGAUUCGCCGACUUUUUCACCAACUGGCAAAACCCACCCCUCCAGUUCCUAGACCUUCAGAAAUGCCGUUACGUUGACGCUAGUCGUCCUCGCGCAAACGACAAUAAUGUCGGCCUCUGCAGCGAAGGUUUCAAGGCUCUCAUGGCCCACUCCGGGGAGAGACUAGAAAAGUUGAACAUACAUGCCUGCAGAAACAUUUCAAAGGAGGCCUUUGAAGAGGUCUUCUCCGAGACGGCAAUUUAUCCUGAGCUGAAGACACUGGAAAUCAGUUUUUGUGAGGAGGUGACUGACUUUGUCCUUGGUUCCAUCUUUAGGGCCUGCCCAAAUAUUAAGGAGGUCAAUGUAUUCGGAUGUAUGAAGGUCAAGGAAGUCAGGGUCCCACGAGGUGUUAUUCUCGUUGGGGUGCCCAAUGCUCAGGGGAUGAUAACGGAAGGGAUGGACUAA
Pochonia chlamydosporia 170 is the source of this 1899-nucleotide messenger RNA. RefSeq names its product DNA repair protein Rad7. The transcript has 3 exons. NCBI's taxonomy places the organism in Eukaryota, Fungi, Ascomycota, Sordariomycetes, Hypocreales, Clavicipitaceae. Gene Ontology annotation, biological process: SCF-dependent proteasomal ubiquitin-dependent protein catabolic process. The record is from RefSeq and is a predicted model, not a curated record. The coding region runs from base 1 to 1899 and encodes 632 amino acids. Gene Ontology annotation, molecular function: protein binding. Gene Ontology annotation, cellular component: SCF ubiquitin ligase complex.